CAGUCGCCAGCUUCCACCGCGGAUCGUUGAGUUCGCCAGAACCGCCUGAUGAGGCCUGAUGCCUACACUCCGUUUAAACUGUGGUAAAUGUAGUUGACUCACUUAACCCAAAUGUCGCUAAUCUAUUAACAUGGUCACGUGAUGGAGUUGGUCACCAUACCUGUCUAACAAGUUUAUCUUGCUCUUCACAGGAGGUCGGCGGUUCGAUCCCGCCCGGGAUCAUCUUUUUGCUUUUGUGUUUUUGAUUAGGCUUUGCCUCCACUUUUGGUCGCCAGCCCUGCCGACGGAGUCUCUUUGCCUUCUUACUUUUGAUCUCUUCUAAAUUCACCUCUCUAGAUCACAAUUGUCCGUUCGCAAUGUCAGACUUGCGCGCUGUGAAGAAAUACGCGGCGCAGCAUGAUCUUUUCAAUCGUCUUCAUUCCAUCGCCGCAGAUGACGCUUUCGUCAAGAGUGUUGCCAACAACUGGUACGGUGGUCGUUUUGAGGUAGUCCCAAAUCAGAGAUGCGGUACAUGGUACUGUGAUCCCGCUACAAGCUCAGAAGUCUACGCAUACUUUAAGUCCACAGAUGGACACAUGUCUCACUGGGACUUCAACUUGCGAAGAUCUAAUUUGUCGUUUGCCAGCUAUGCGGCAGAGCGAGGAGGGUUGAUAUUGGUCGAUUCCACGAGGAAGGGGAAGAGAAUGCCUGACGGUUUGUCCAAAACAGUACCGAUAUGGUGCGCUGUAAUCAAUUUGGCCAUAUCACUGCGGGAGAAGCGAGGAGAGGAGUGGGACACCCAGAUAUAUAUGCCGCCUCAGAUAGUACCCGCUACAGAGCGUUCGCAGAUAGAGGCGAGGCUUCAAGGGUGGGCAGAGUCCUUGGAGCGCUCGACAUUGCCCCUUCCCAAGCUUAGCAAACCCCUUCGACCAUUCUUCCUCCACCCUUCUACGUCUUCCCCGCCUUUCAUCGCCGACUCUGUCGACUUUACCCCCAUCAUGUGUCUCUCAGCCUCGAGGUGGGUUAACGAAGGGGGCGACAAGAUUCCCUCUGUGACGAGCGUCGGACUGCGGAAAGUGGGAUUCGAGUAUGUACCCGGAGGCGGGGAUGAUGAUGAGCUUUGGGCUCGGGGCCUGAAACCGGCUGUCUUUCACGCGCACCGGGGUGAACUACUCUCGGCAGAGAGAGACGACCUACCCGCUCUGGUCGACAUGAUUGUCGGCUCUAGCAACAGCGAAUCUACCCUAUCUACUCGAUUGGACGAUAUGUCUGUAUCCUCCUCGGCGGAAUUCGUAGGUGUACCAGCCUCUCACUCGCGAUUAGCACUCGACGUCGGAUCCCCGUCUUCCCCUUCAUCCUCUUCAGCCUGGGAACGUUCCCAUAUCUCAUAUGUUGCUAUAAUUAAGCUUGACAAGUGUCCCAAGAACAUCAAACACCUCAUCACUCUCCAAGACGGGGAACGCUACGUGCUGGCCGUACCUUCAGCCAAAGCAGAUGGCAAGGCGUACUCCACAGCUCUAUCAGAGCUAGUGGCAUUUGCCAAGGAACUGGAUGGCAAACGCGGUAUCGUAAUUGGGUCAGCAACACCUUCGGAUCUAGACGCAGCCGUCAAACAAUGCUCGUCGGACGCCCAAAUCAACCCCUUCUCUGCUGCCCGCAUCCCAUCCCCCAUAGAAUCACGCAAAGACAUCAUACCCCUCGCCCUUGUGCUUCUCUGUGCUCUGCCUUCUAUUGCCGACUUGCCAGAAAAAACGUCGGUCACAAAGGGUACUAUUGCAGACAGGCUUCACUCGAUGGUCUCACUCUGGCCGGAUGGAAAUCCAGCAAGGGCGGCAUUAAAGAGAGUCAAUGAGUUUUUGAUGGGCGAAGGGAGGCGUUGAAGCGCAUGCGGCGGAGAUGUGACAGGGGUGUGUACAAGAUGCUUUCGGCAGAUCACCAUGGGAUGUGUAGUGAGUCUGCAGCAAAAGUCAAUGCUCAAAUAAGUCAAGCAAAGGACUUGUUAUGCUGCUUCCUCUCGCCUUUGUUGAUCAUAUCAUCUGGAUGCAUCUUUAAGUAUCGGCUGAAAUCUCCUCUUUGGA
Cryptococcus amylolentus CBS 6039 is the source of this 2057-nucleotide messenger RNA. RefSeq lists its product as hypothetical. Gene Ontology annotation, molecular function: tRNA adenosine(64)-2'-O-ribosylphosphate transferase activity. Bases 357 to 1859 code for a protein of 500 amino acids. NCBI's taxonomy places the organism in Eukaryota, Fungi, Basidiomycota, Tremellomycetes, Tremellales, Cryptococcaceae. Gene Ontology annotation, biological process: charged-tRNA amino acid modification. The transcript has 8 exons. The record is from RefSeq and is a predicted model, not a curated record. Gene Ontology annotation, cellular component: cytoplasm.